CUGUUUUUGAUUUUUGCUUUUGUUGGAACAAAGUUCUUCCGAUUCUUUCAGUUCCCGUCUGCCCGUCAUGGCAUGCCGAGGAGCAAGUCUGCACAAACUUGGAGCUUCAAUCAAUCGCUGGGUAGGCAAAGAUUGCCUUGGUUUGAGUCUCUAGACCUCCUUCGUCAGGCUCAAAAGUCUUCUUUGUCUCCUGACCAGGUCAGCUACCUCAUUGUCACGCGAGGCGAGCGCAGAGCGAAAGGGGCUGUGGCGGCGAGCCUGCUUGAGGAUGCAAGCACAAGGGCCAUCGAAGCCAAUGUGGCCUUCAGCAGCUCUGUGGUGGAUUGCCUUGCCCGAGACACUUCAUGGGAAGAGGCCCUAGAUUUGAUCGAAGACAUGAAGAGGCAAGGGCCGCAACCUACAGACUUCGCCUUUUCGGCGAUGAUGAGGGGCUUGGGCCCUGAACACUGGGAAGACGCCCUUUUGACGCUGCAGGAGAUGCCGUGUCAGUGGGAUGCUGUCUCAGUGGGUGCCACUGUGGCUUCCUGUGUGGAAGCCUGGGAGUGGGCGACAAUGAUUGCAACACAAAGGAGGUACGACCUCAGACCCAAUGCCAUCACUUGUAGUUCUUUGAUCCACACCUACGAGAGUGCCAGUCGGUGGGAAGCUGCCAUGAUUGUGGUGGAGAGGACAUUGGGCAACGUGGUGGCACUUGCCGCUGCCUUGAGCACAUUGGAAAAGCAGAUCACUCGGUGGAAAGAGGCACUUGGGCUGCUAAACUCACAUCAUCGAAGAAGGACCCAGCUGAACAUCGUUGCCUGCAGUGCGGCCAUCUCUGCGUGCGCGGCAGGCAAAGCAAGCAGCUGGCAUGCAGCGAUUGGAUCCCAGUUCUGGCUCUUCGAGGGGCUGCGGCCAAGCUCGCUACAGCCCAACUUGGUGACAUUUGGUGGUUGUUUGACAGCCUUACAGCAGAUGGCACAAUGGGAAAGAUCCUUGCGAACCUCGGACACCUUUUCAAGGGAUGUGCCUGCCUAUGGUGCCCAAGUGGCGGCGUGCGCCAUGUCGCGGAGCUGGGUCGAGGUCUUGUGGCUCUUGAAAGACCUGAAGAAGCACAAGCUAGAAAAGGAUGCCUGGAUGCAACAAUGGACGGUCUAUGCGCUUGGUUCCGACAAAGGCCAAGCUUGUGGAGGCGUGGAAAUGCUCUCUGCAUACCAGGCCGAGCAGAUGCUGAGAGCGACGCAGCGCACCCCCGUAACAAAAAGGGACGACGGCGGACAUGGCACACUUUGUAAAUGCUGACGCCCAGACAAAUGGUGGGCGUUUUCUAUUUAAGGAUGUGGGAAAUCGGGCGCCACAUUGCGUUCAGGAUCGUUUAGGAUGCAUUCCCCAAAGACGGUCGUUCAGAUAGCAGCCACGUGCGGCCUCUGGGAGCCUUUAGAUGUCGGGAUUGUGAUU
This is a messenger RNA of Durusdinium trenchii, 1434 nucleotides long. The record is from the annotation of a GenBank genome assembly. Lineage: Eukaryota; Dinophyceae; Suessiales; Symbiodiniaceae.